AUGAGGAGGUUGUUGCGCGCCCUGCUGGUGGCGCAUGUCUUCUUGGGCGAUGUCUCCAAGGCAGAUGGCGAGGAAGAGAAGGACACCUCCUCAGAUGUUAUGGAAGUCAUGGCUUGGUGCAAAGGUGUCUUGCAAGGCCUGGACUGGCCAGCGGUUCUCCGCCUGGCCAAGACGGAGUGCAACUUAGACGCCGGAGAUGACGACCUGCUUCGCAUCGGCUGCACGGAGAUGGGUCUCAUAUCCGCGGUCGAUGGUCUCCGGGCAGUACUCGAGAUCUCCCAGCUGCAGAAGUUAGUCUGUCCGAACGGCCAGGUAUUUCUUCUCGCAGUUUCCUUAGCCUACGCACGGGAGCAGCUGACGCCGACAGAAGUGGCGAGAGCACAGGUCCUGCUCUGGCACGCUUUGCAGACCAACUUCAUGCUGGAUGCGAGCGUGUGGCCGGUCAAGACCCACGACGUGCUGUACAUGUUCGACCAGCUUCCCCCGCCGCUACGGCUGUCGGGCCAAGCGGCCACACCGCUUGAGGAGGCGGUUACCCUCGUGGUGCCCCGCUGCCCUCCAGAGCUGGUUUUGAUCCUGAAGAAGCGCUUUCCAGGAUUCCCAGCGACUGUCGGCGUCCUUGGCAAGGUGGACGAGUCCGCGAAACUUCUGCCGGAGAGUUGGCAGGGCUUCGAGUCCGCGGAUGAGAUGCCCACAGGGUCUCUCCUGAAUGCGAUGCUGGAGGCCGUAGAGACACCGUAUUCUCUGGUGAUCCUCAGCGGGGCCUUGCCUUCUUCCCUGAAGGAUGUGCAGACUCUGCGGCGAGUCCUGGAGAGUCGUCAGGUGUUGGCCGCUUCGGGGCCCGUCUUGAGUGCAGACAAGGUCUAUUCCGACUUCUGCUAUCGGCUUGAUUUGAGGCACUAUCACCUCCGCUUUCGAAGUGAGUAUGAGCAUAGUGUCAUCUUUGAUGAGGCAUCUGCUUCCUCGAUCAGGGGCAACUGGUUUCACGAAGAAGAGGCAGAGACGAAAGACGGACCCUGCAAGCUCUGUGAUACGCUGCCGCCAACGUUUCUGGCGCACACCGAAGCACUUCGCGCCAUCUCCUUCCACCCGGCACUGGAUGGAGAGUGGGCUCUCUUGGACUUUGCGAUGCGGGCGACACGCACGCCCCUGGUCGAGGUGAAGCCGCAGGGCGCGACAGCCGCGACUCAGCUGCCAGGAUGGAGGCACCGCAGCAGCCGCUUCGCGCUUUGCCCCUUUGCUUCGGUGCAAGAGCUGCCAGAGAUGGCUGGGCCCCAUCUUUAUGCGCGCAGCGACGUGCCUGCCGAAGGGGUGGCUCUGGCAUCGCCCUGGUUUGGCGACGAGUCCGCGGCCUUGGGGCCCGUCGCCGCUGCCUCAAAGAAGAGCCGAAGGCUCAAGCCGGACAAGCAGGCGCAGACCUUCAUGGAGAGCAACCACCUCAAGGACUUCACCGGUCCAGAAGGCCUCACGCGCCACUUCGGCUGCAGCCUGGCAGUGACGAACUGCCCGGUGCCGGACUGGGUAUACCGAGGCUGGGCUGUACCACCUUGCUGCAAGGAGACGAUGCGCCACCUCCUCUUCUACAUCGAUCGGGUGUUCAAGGAGCUGGGGGUCCGCUACAUUGUCACUGAUGGAGUUCUGCUGGGCUCGUACAAGUUCGGCGGCAUGCUGGACUGGGACGCAGACGUGGACCUCCACAUACACGAUGACGACUUCCACAUGCUGGAGGAGGUGGUGCAGCAUCGUGUGCGGCAGGAUGGGCACUUUCUCCGGAAGCAUGCCAACAACAGGUCUUGGCUGCUGCAGGCUAACGAGCAAAACUACUUGCUCAUAGAGCUCAACUUGCGAGAGGAGUUCUGGGAUCCAGACCGCAUCUGGCAAGUGCCGAUCGAAGGAAGGCUCUUUCCGGCCAUGGAGGAGUCACACCUGAACCUCUCGUCUUGGUAUGGCAUGUCUUUCUUCCGGCACCGGCUGCGGCAUGUGCCAGAGUGGGAGGAGGACGAGAGGCCAAUGUAUUGCUCGACGCCGUACCAUUACAACUGCGUGGAUGAAUCGCAAGUCUUCAGCGGCAAAGACUGCCGUCGUGCUGGAGCGUGCUAG
This is a messenger RNA of Symbiodinium sp. CCMP2592, 2100 nucleotides long. The record is from the annotation of a GenBank genome assembly. NCBI's taxonomy places the organism in Eukaryota, Dinophyceae, Suessiales, Symbiodiniaceae.